This is a messenger RNA of Xenopus laevis (African clawed frog), 2325 nucleotides long. It is a transcript of the gene maoa.S, whose product is annotated as amine oxidase [flavin-containing] A. The record is from RefSeq and is a predicted model, not a curated record. The coding region runs from base 213 to 1778 and encodes 521 amino acids. The transcript is spliced from 15 exons. Lineage: Eukaryota; Metazoa; Chordata; Amphibia; Anura; Pipidae.
GCUAAAUCUGACCUAAAAGACAGAUUAAACCACACCUAGAAGGCUGUACUGAUCCUGUAAUUACACUUAAUACGAUAUAUAUGCCAGGCUACUGCCACUAGACUAUAACACCUCCCAGCACCAUACAAGCAGGGGGUUGCUAAAAGCACACUGUCCUCACCCUGGCAACAACAGCUCGGAGCCAGAACUGCAAGAAGGCAGAAGCCACAGCCAUGAGCAAUACAUAUGAUGUCAUAGUCAUCGGUGGAGGCAUCUCAGGCCUUUCCGCUGCAAAACUUCUUUCAGAGUCAGGAAUUAGUGUUGUGGUGUUGGAAGCUCGGGACCGAGUUGGAGGAAGAACUCAUACUGUGCGAAAUAAACAGGUUAAGUAUGUAGAUCUCGGAGGUGCAUAUGUGGGACCAACCCAAAAUCGCUUAUUACGGAUGGCAAAGGAACUAGGUCUGGAAACAUACAAAUUAAAUCUCCAUGGGCGGCUCAUUCAAUAUACAAAGGGUAAAUCGUACACAUUUCAUGGAACAUUCCCACCUGCGUAUAACCCUUUUGUAUAUUUGGAUUAUAAUAAUGUCAUGAGAACAAUGGAUCAAUGGGCAAAGGAGAUCCCUGCAGAAGCUCCAUGGAAAGCACUUCAUGCUGCUGAAUGGGACAAAAUGUCAAUGAUGGAAUUCAUAAACAAAACCUGUUGGACACGGGCAGGAAGACGUUUCGCAAAUCUUUUUGUGAAUUUAUUUGUUACUGCAGAAACACAUCAGAUUUCUACACUUUGGUUGUUGUGGUAUAUCAAACUUUGUGGGGGAACAACAAGAGCUUUCUCUACAGACAACGGAGGUCAGGAGAGGAAAUUUGUCGGAGGCUCUGGACAGAUAAGUGAAAGAAUCAUGGAACGUCUUCAAGGUCGAGUGAUGUUGGAGAGUCCAGUGGUCAAAAUUGACCAGUCUGGGCAAAGCGUUAUUGUGGAAACCCUAAACCAUAAAACGUACGAGGCCAAGUAUGUCAUUAGUGCCAUUCCACCAAUUUUGACUACAAAGAUCCAUUUUGAACCAGAACUGCCAGCCAUAAGGAACCAGUUAAUUCAACGUCUGCCAAUGGGGUCUGUCAUCAAGUGCAUGGUAUACUACAAGGAAGCCUUCUGGAGGAAAAUGGAUAUUUGUGGAUGUAUGAUGAUGGAAGAUGAUGACACACCAAUUGGACUUACAUUAGAUGAUACAAAGCCUGAUGGUACUGAACCUGCAAUAAUAGGGUUCAUUCUUUCUAGAAAAGCAACUCUAAUGACAAACCUUACCAAGGAACAAAGAAAAAGAAAAAUCUGUGAGUACUAUGCCAAAGUCAUGGGCACUGAUGAAGCAUUACAUCCAGUACACUAUGAAGAGAAGGACUGGUCUAAGGAGCAGUACUCUGGUGGCUGUUACACUGCAUAUUUCCCUCCUGGAAUUAUGACUCAGUAUGGAAGUGUUAUUCGAAAACCGGUUGGAAAAAUGUAUUUUGCUGGCACAGAGACCGCUACUGAAUGGAGUGGAUAUAUGGAAGGAGCUAUACAAGCUGGUGAAAGAGCUGCAAGAGAGAUAAUGUUCCAGGUGGGACUUAUAAAAGAAGACGAGAUAUGGAAGUCAGAGCCUGAAUCUGUGGAUGUUCCAGCAAUACCAAUCACAACAACAUUUUGGGAGCGCAACCUACCAUCUGCUCAAGGAUUAAUUAGGUUUAUUGGCUAUUCUACGUUCUUUGGAAUGGCUGCUGCUGUUGGAGCUUUUGCAUACAAAAAAGGAUUUAUCACCCAAAUGUGAAGAAGCUACAGGAUCACAUCUAAACCCUCUAACCAGUCUGAGCUUUGCAUUAGACUCUGCAUUGUUUAGGCUAAAUGUAAAUGUAAAGGGGAUGGGGAAGUGUGUUUCAGCUGAAUUUAUACAGCUUUUACUGAAAUAUUCAAGACCACACAAUACAUUUAAAUGGAAAGGAUGACUCUGCCUUAAUGACUAGUACUGCACCUAUGUAAUAGAUUUGAUUUGUUGCAAAGCAUGUUUACUUAUAAAUAUAUAAUAUCAUACAGUAACAAAAAUGUUUUUUCCUUUAAACCUGCCUGAUAAAUACAGACGCUCAUAACUGUAAAUGUACUGACACAAAAACAGACCUGCUCACUAGUAGUAUUUAAACCUUUUCAAAUAUUUCAUGCCACCGCUGUCCAACAUGAGUCCAUCAAACAGAAUGUGGCAGCAAACAGAAUUUCAUUUCCCCCAUUUUCUCAAGUGCUUCAAACACAUCUUUUCAUGGAAUACUCAUUUCACUUUUCAAAAAAAUAUUUUAUUUAAAUUCACAUUAAAAUAUAGAUACAUA